AUGGAUGCAACCACUGCCCCGCACCGCAUCCCCCCGGAAAUGCCUCAGUACGGGGAAGACUAUCACAUUUUCGAGAUGAUGCAGAACAUGCUGGAGCAGCUCCUGAUCCACCAGCCGGAGGACCCCAUCAGCUUCAUGAUCAGUCACCUGCGCAGGAACAAUGACAAUGUGCCGAGGGUUGUGAUAUUAGGUCCGCCUGCCUCAGGGAAAACCACCAUCGCCAUGUGGCUCUGCAAACACCUGAACAGCAACCUCAUCACCAAGGAGAACUUACUGGAAAGACAGUUUUCCCAGCUGUCUCAGGAAGCCAAGAGAUACUACCAGGUUUACAAGAGGAUUCCCAAUUCGAUUCUUGUCAGCCUUGUCCAGGAGCGUCUGAACGAAGACGACUGCCUCAAAAGGGGCUGGAUCCUGGAUGGCAUCCCCGAAAGGCGGGAGCAGGCUCUGAUGAUCCAGACCCUGGGGCUGGCGCCCAAGCACGUCAUUGUGCUUAAUGCUCCAGACACCGUCCUGAUUGAGAGGAAUGUGGGCAAGCGGAUCGACCCUGUCACUGGAGAGAUCUACCACACCACCUUCGACUGGCCCCCUGAGCCAGAAAUACAGAACAGGCUGAUACAGCCGGAGGGCAUCUCGGAGAUAGAAACAGCCAAGAAGCUGCUGGAGUACCACAGGCACAUCAGCAGGAUUCUUCCUUCUUACCCGAAGAUCCUGAAAACCAUUAGCUCAGACCAGCCGUGUGUGGAUGUCUUCUACCAGGCUCUGACCUAUGUCCAAUCUGGCCACCGAUGCAACGCCCCGUUCACCCCCAAGGUGCUGCUGUGUGGACCACUGGGCAGCGGGAAGAAACUGCAGGCCGCCCUUCUGGCCCAGAAAUAUGGCCUCGUGGACAUCAGCUGCGGGCAGCUGCUGAAGGAAGCUAUGGCGGCCAAGUCGAGCUUCGGAGAGCUCAUCCAGCCCUUCUUUGAGAAGAGGAUGACAGUUCCAGACAGUAUCAUCACCAAGGCUCUGGCUGAGCGUCUGGAGCAACAAGAUUGCAUCCAGAAAGGGUGGGUGCUGCACGGCUUCCCAAGAGACCUGGACCAGGCCCGGAUGCUGACCUCCAUGGGCUACAAUCCCAACAGGGUUUUCUUCCUGAACGUGCCAUUGGAUUCCAUCCUGGAGCGGCUGACACUGAGAAGGACAGACCCUGUCACAGGAGAAAGGUUCCAUCUCAUGUACAAGCCCCCUCCCACCAUAGAGGUCCAGGCCCGCCUCCUGCAGAACCCCAAGGAUUCAGAAGAGUACAUCAAGCUCCAAACGGACCUGUUCUACAGGAACUCUGGGGACCUGGAGCAGUACUACGAUCGAGCCAUCAUUGUCAAUGGAGACCAGGACCCAUACACAGUUUUUGAGUAUAUAGAGAGUGGGAUCAUUAAUCCUCUGCCCAGGAAAGUUACCUGAUAUGUGUGAAGCCAGGAGCAAGCCCUGAAGACACUCAAAUCCCUGCCCUCAACCUUCAACAGACCCCACGCAGUCAAUAAAGAUGCUAGUCACAAACUCGGGUAGCCUUCUUGUGAGGUUGGAGAACACAGGACAGAAGA
Molecule: messenger RNA, 1580 nt
Organism: Apodemus sylvaticus (European woodmouse)
Lineage: Eukaryota; Metazoa; Chordata; Mammalia; Rodentia; Muridae
Gene: Ak8
Product: adenylate kinase 8
Exons: 13
Coding region: 1-1440 (479 amino acids)
Biological process (GO): nucleoside triphosphate biosynthetic process
Cellular component (GO): cytoplasm
Molecular function (GO): ATP binding; nucleoside diphosphate kinase activity; AMP kinase activity
Source: RefSeq, a predicted model, not a curated record